This is a messenger RNA of Prunus dulcis (almond), 1724 nucleotides long. Its product is annotated as lysosomal Pro-X carboxypeptidase-like. Gene Ontology annotation, biological process: proteolysis. Bases 55 to 1620 code for a protein of 521 amino acids. NCBI's taxonomy places the organism in Eukaryota, Viridiplantae, Streptophyta, Magnoliopsida, Rosales, Rosaceae. The record is from RefSeq and is a predicted model, not a curated record. Gene Ontology annotation, molecular function: dipeptidyl-peptidase activity; serine-type exopeptidase activity. The transcript is spliced from 9 exons.
GGCAUAUGACUCUGCUCAGAAUCAGGUCAGAAAACACACAACUGAAACCUUGCCAUGAACCCACUUAUAUCUUUACUUCAAUGCCUUCUAAUUGCAAUUUCUCUAUUUAUCACACCCCCAGUUUCUGCUUCACCCUUAAACAUCCCAAGGCUGAGUCCAACUGGAGGAACAUUUGAACAUGGAAAUUAUUUUGCAGACGGCCAACCCAAAGCUUUGUCUAACUUCGAUCCAAACGAUUUUGAAACCUUUUAUUACAAACAAACACUUGACCAUUUCAACUUUAGGCCUGAUAGCUUCUCCACUUUUCAACAAAGAUAUUUGAUCAAUUCCAAGUAUUGGGGCGGCUCCAAUGUUAGUGCACCAAUAUUGGCUUACUUGGGCGCAGAAGAAGCAGUUGAUAAUUCUCUUUCUAGUAUUGGAUUUCUCAGUGAAAACGCCAAUCAGUUACAAGCUCUCCAGAUAUUUAUAGAGCACCGGUACUAUGGGAAGUCCAUCCCAUUCGGAUCAAGGGAGGAAGCAUUUCAGAAUGCAAGCACUCUUGGGUACUUCAACUCAGCCCAGGCAAUAGCAGAUUAUGCAGAGAUCCUCAUAGAUGUAAAGAAACAACUCCGCGCCGAACAUUCUCCGGUGAUUGUUAUCGGUGGAUCAUAUGGUGGAAUGCUUGCUUCUUGGUUUCGGCUAAAAUAUCCCCAUGUCGCUCUAGGAGCUCUAGCCUCAUCAGCUCCAAUCCUUUACUUUGAUGACAUUAUCCCACCAGAAAAGGGAUAUUAUUCCAUUGUUACAAAGGAUUUUCGAGAAGUCAGUGAGACUUGCUACCAAACGAUUAAAAAGUCGUGGUCUGUAAUUGAUGAGAUUGCUUCUCAGCCUGAAGGCCUCUCAGUUCUUAGCAGAAAGUUUCAGACUUGCAGGCCCUUGAAGAAAUCGUCCGAGCUGAAGAACUACUUGGAUAAUUUGUAUCGUAACGCAGCUCAAUACAAUAGUCCACCAAGUUAUCCAGUUACUGUUGUCUGUGGUGGCAUUGAUGGAGCUCCUCAUGGAAAUGAUACUCUAGGCAAAAUAUUUGCUGGUAUUGUUGCAUACGGAGGAAACAAGUCAUGCUAUGUUAACGAACCCAAAAAUGAAUCCGAAUCAGAUGUAGGGUGGAGAUGGCAGACAUGUAGUGACAUGGUGAUACCCAUAGGCAUCAGCAACGACAGCAUGUUUCCAGCUAACCAAUUCGAUCUAAAUGACCACAUCGAAUGGUGCAAGGAACAGUAUGGCGUCCCUCCUCGGCCUCAUUGGGCCACUACUUACUUUGGAGGCCAUGAUAUAAAACUGGCUCUCUCCAGGUUUGCUAGCAACAUCAUUUUCUCCAAUGGGCUAAGAGAUCCUUACAGUAGCGGAGGGGUGUUGGAUAACAUAUCAGACACGGUCGUUGCAGUCCAUACAAAAAAUGGGUCUCAUUGCUUGGAUAUAGUUGGUGCAAAUACUACUGAUCCAGACUGGUUGGUGAAUCAGCGGAAAGUUGAGGUGAAGAUUAUUAAAGGAUGGUUGGACAAGUAUUAUGCCGAGCUGCGGGCAUAUUCAAAUAAUAAAUCGAUACCACUUCAAACAAUUAAAACCGUGGAAGGAAUACAUUAGGGCAAUCCAGGUUACAAGUUUUUCUGUGUCAUCCCGGAAAACUCCUUAGUUUUUCUAGUAUCAAUGUCAUCCCAAAGUUUCUAUUGUUCAGAACGUAUUAAAUC